AUGACACACUCUCAAAGUUGGACAUUUUCAACUGCUAAAGGCAAAGGUCUCUCCGCGAAAAACGAUGCUAGUGCAUCUUCAUUCAUUGAUCAUGUCAAAGAGAUCGCCGAUCGAAUGGUUCAAUAUCAAAACUACUUCAAAGAAUUUGUCAAAUAUUCUGCAAGAGCUCAUGGAUCUUCGAAAAGUAUUCAGAAGGCUUUGGAAUUGGUCACCACUAUUCCACAAAGAGUUCACGAUUUGGAGUUCACCAACAACUUGAAACAACACCCAGGAGACACUGGAAAACUGGGAAGAAUUAUCAGACACGAUGCUUUCCAAGUGUGGGAAGGAGACGAACCACCGAAACUUCGAUAUGUAUUCUUGUUCCGGAACAAAAUAAUGUUCACUGAACAAGAUUCAUCGACCUCUCCUCCAAGUUAUACUCAUUAUUCAUCAAUUCGAUUGGAUAAAUAUAACAUUCGACAGCAUACAACUGAUGACGAUACUAUCGUUCUUCAACCUCAAGAACCUGGACUUCCAAGUUUCAGAAUAAAACCGAAAGAUCUGGAAACAUCAGAAUAUGUUCGAAAAGCCUGGCUGAAGGAUAUUGCAGAAGAACAAGAGAAAUACGAAGAUACCGUAAUCCAGAUGUUCUCUUUUACAACUCAAAUCAAAAGGUGA
Molecule: messenger RNA, 660 nt
Organism: Caenorhabditis remanei
Lineage: Eukaryota; Metazoa; Nematoda; Chromadorea; Rhabditida; Rhabditidae
Exons: 6
Coding region: 1-660 (219 amino acids)
Biological process (GO): axon guidance
Cellular component (GO): cytoplasm
Molecular function (GO): guanyl-nucleotide exchange factor activity
Source: RefSeq, a predicted model, not a curated record